UAUGAUGGUUAUGAUGGUUAUGAUGGUUAUGAUGGUUAUGAUGGUUAUGAUGGUUAUGAUGGUGAUAAUGAUAUGUCAGGAACUGGUUGAGCUGGUUCUGAGUAUGGAACAAAGGUUGGAAGAGAAGAGCAAGCAGGCUAUGGCUCGUCAUUACCGUGAGAAGGUAGAGACUGAGCUGCGUAAGAUCUGCAAUGAAGUGCUGGCUCUCCUGGACAAGUAUCUGAUCGCUAACGCUAACCCAGGUUUUCUACCUCAGGAUGAAUGGGGAUUAUUUCAGGUCGGCUUUUCAUCCAUUCUUAACCCUUGAGUUAUCAAUCUUUGCUAAGCGUUCCACGUUCCCUUACCCCCUCGAAAAAGGCCUUUUAUUGACGAUACUUAGUUGCCAUGCAUGCUCAAAGUCCAAUUUCUUAAAGCCUUCUCAAUAAAAAAAAUGUAACCACUAAAAAUUGAGUAAAAAUAAAAUGUGCUUGUUUGUAUCCAUUUUUCAAGGAUUUUUCAGAUUUAUUUGAACCAACCGACAUGCCGCCUACCAUGUGCAUUAAAAAUACUUUUUCAUAAAAUGCUAAUGUUUAACCGUCUAUGUACGAAGUGGUCGAUAUCGACCGCUCACUUUAGUCACCCAUUACCCACUUAAUGGUUUACAAAUUAAUUUUUUUUUUUAAGUUUUGGGUAACUUGAGAACCAAGAAACCAAGUUCAAGCAUAUUUUUGCUUUUUUUUGUUUUUAUUUAGUGAAGAUCUUGAUAGGUAUUGAGAGGAUACGCGAAAAUUAGACCAAAAUGAGACACCCUCCACUUUUUUACAAAGAUAAAUUUUCGUGAUUUUUGUUUAAAAAAUGCGUCUAAAGUAAUUACUCUUUAUAUAAUUCACAUUUUAAUGGCUUAAAUUAUUGUUUUAGUAUAAUUUUGGCAGCUUUUUGAGCGGUCGUUAUCGACCGCUUCGCACAUGUGGGGGACAUAACAGUAGGGCAAAAUAGACGGCUUCCCCAAGUAUCAGAAUAAUAUAAACUGCAUUGUUCUCUAUAUUUUCAUUGAUAAUGCGGGAUAAGAAGGUAGGGAUGGG
Messenger RNA from Eurytemora carolleeae, 1061 nucleotides. Its product is annotated as 14-3-3 protein beta/alpha-2. The coding region runs from base 2 to 307 and encodes 101 amino acids. NCBI's taxonomy places the organism in Eukaryota, Metazoa, Arthropoda, Copepoda, Calanoida, Temoridae. The transcript has 2 exons. The record is from RefSeq and is a predicted model, not a curated record.